GGAACAAUUCUUGGAGGAUGCAGAAGAAAAGUCGGAUGAAGAAAGUUGUAGCACAGCGUGAUGGCGCUGUUCCUGGGCAUUUCCAGGGUGUUGUUUAGGAGCGUUAAAGACCUGAGACUCCUGACGGCUAAAAGACACCGAGUGAAAGGAAAAUGGGCGACCACACGUCCCAAGCACCUUCCCACCAGACUGGCUCUGCAGCACUUUGAUGCCACCUACAGUGUCCAGCUGGGACAGCUGUGGCCCUCAGUCCGAGUGGCCCUGCUGUCAGAGAGAAAGUAUGGGGCCCUGUUCAAUAAUUUCUCCAAUAACCCAGAUCUGGAAAAACUCCAAGCUCAGGGAUGCAGAGACUUUAUUAGCAACGGAGAGGAUCCAACAUCCUCUGAGCACAACUUUGAGUUUGGGGCUGAAGAAGACUCCAGCAGUGUGUCUACAGUGAGUUCUCAUGUUGAUAGUCAGCAGCAGUCUCCUCUAGGGCUCAGUCCUAAUAUAAAGUGCUUAGUUUUUCCAAGAGGAGACAUCACACGGUUCAAGCCUGCAAGACCAGACAAGUUCAGCCUGUUGAGUUACUACUUGAUGGACGCAGCGUCCGUAUUGCCUUGUCUCGCGCUGGGUGUUCAGAAGAAUCACACGGUCCUUGAUCUCUGCGCCGCUCCAGGUGGAAAGGCCCUGGCUUUACUACAGACUCAGUCAGUCAGGUUUUUGUGUGUAAAUGACUCAUCUGUGUCUCGAACGUCUCGAUUAAAAAGGGUUUUGCACAGCUACAUUCCUAAACCGCUUCUGACCGAUGACACACUGCGCAUCACGUCGUUUGAUGGCACCAUGUGGGGGGAGAUCGAAAGGAACUCUUUUGACAGAGUACUGGUUGACGUUCCCUGCACCACAGACAGACAUUCCCUCAUGGAGGACGACAACAAUAUAUUCAGCAGGAGCCGGGUCGGAGAAAGGCGAAGCCUGCCACAGCUGCAGGUGGAGCUUCUGCUAGCGGGAAUCAUAGCUGCUUGUCCUGGAGGGGAGAUUCUGUAUUCCACCUGCACCCUUUCUCUCAACCAGAACCAGGGUGUGGUUGAACAAGCGAUACAGCUAGCUGAAGAGAACCAUGGUAUCCAGCUUCAGGUUGUCAGUCUCCGACCUCUGGUGCAGAAGUUUCGGAAUACUUUUCACUUUGCUCCUGACCUCCACCUGGGUGAGAUGGUCAUCCCACACUUAGUUGCUAACUUUGGACCUAUUUACCUGUGCAAGCUAAGGAGACUCAUAUAAACUCUGCUUUGUGGACAUAAAAUGCAAAGAAGGACUGCUUACUUUAUUUCCAGAUCCUCUUUAUCUGUACUGGUUAGAAAAUCCCUCAGGUGAAGGAUCUGGUCUUCGGGUUUACUGGACUUUAUUUGCAGUAUGCUUUUUCUCCUGUAGAUGUCCACAGUAGCUAAAGAGUAAACAUGUCUUCUUUAUUAUUUGGCCACUGGAGGGCACUAAUAAUAUCAAGGUUGGAAGAUCUCCUGGAUUCAUGUCCCCCUGUCAGGAAACACAUUUCCAUCAGGGUCCCAUCCUGACUGUAACUGCAGUGAAAAUAGUUCUGCUCUGUUCUGUUAUUCAUCAGGUUUCAUGACUUUGCUGAUAAUGCUGCAUGUAUGUAUGUAUCUAUGGAAGAAGAUAAUGAAAAGGCAGGCAAUAACUUAUUUGACCACUUGGCUUCUCACAUCUGAAUCUGUGCUACUUCCAUUACUAUAGCAGGUCUGAUUCCAUUUUGCAUCAGCAUCAGUCAGAGUUGAGGCGCUUCCUCUUAUCACCACCUAAUGUGAGCGUACCGGGGCCUCUUCUGCUAUCAAACCGCCGAUGACCCUGGGUGUUGUCCUGGCCAGGCAAUGUACCGUGAAAAAGGUGUGUGUCUUUGUGUGUGAGAAUGUAUAUCUAAUACUGUAUAUUUGUGUGUCAGAUGAAUCCACAUCUCAUUGUCGUUAAGCUGCUCCGCAUGCCGGAGCCACGCGGAGACGUGUGGCAGCCAUGCGGCUCCCAGAUGAACAUUAAAGAGGCAGCACAGAGCUAAAAUGGGACGGCUCGCCCUGUCUUGCCCCUCCGCUUUUGUAUUCCACAGAUGAGUGCAGAUAAUUUUCUGUGCGAUUGUGAGUGAUUACUGUAUUACUGUGGCAAAAGGGGGAUGUAUCGGGGAAAGCAGAGGGAAUUAAUGACACAUAAAAACUAUUUUUGUACUGACUGCGUUCGUCCCCAGGCCCUCGGAUGGCUCUUCGCACAUCUUGUGAUUACCUAAACGUAUUGUAAAUAUGUGUUUCCGAUGGGCUCCUCCAUAAAUUUACAUGUUUUAGCACUCAGGAGAUGGCAGACAGUAAGAAAUGAGUUACUCUCUAUUCUGGCUGGCAGACUCGACUGGCUGCCUGCUUUAUUAUUGAAUUAGCCAAUGAAGCGCUGUGCAUUUGUGUCCAUGUGUGUAAGCCUUUGUUAUUGAGACAUGCUGUGUAUUAAAAAGAUGAAUAUUAUGGAUUUAA
Molecule: messenger RNA, 2501 nt
Organism: Girardinichthys multiradiatus
Lineage: Eukaryota; Metazoa; Chordata; Actinopteri; Cyprinodontiformes; Goodeidae
Gene: nsun4
Product: NOP2/Sun RNA methyltransferase 4
Exons: 8
Coding region: 61-1260 (399 amino acids)
Biological process (GO): rRNA methylation
Cellular component (GO): mitochondrial large ribosomal subunit
Molecular function (GO): methyltransferase activity
Source: RefSeq, a predicted model, not a curated record